Molecule: messenger RNA, 1616 nt
Organism: Hyaloscypha bicolor E
Lineage: Eukaryota; Fungi; Ascomycota; Leotiomycetes; Helotiales; Hyaloscyphaceae
Product: cytochrome P450
Exons: 2
Coding region: 98-1270 (390 amino acids)
Molecular function (GO): monooxygenase activity; heme binding; iron ion binding
Source: RefSeq, a predicted model, not a curated record
GCGGACCCGGGUCUAGCUACACAGAUCACUCAGGUUAACAAUCUCCCCAAAUCUCCGUCAAUGAGCCAGUUUGCUAGGCACCUCACGGAGCCCAAGAAUGUUUCUCACUGAAGGCGCCUUGUGGAAGAAAUCGAGGUCGAUAUUCAAUUCCGGCUUCUCGCUCCCACAUCUCAUGACUUUAGUUCCUGCCAUAGUCGAUGAUGUUCUCAUUUACCGCAGGACCAUCGGCGAGCACACUGACCUCGGGGACGUGAGGCCCAUCGAGAAAGCAUUAGCUUAUUUGACGAUUGGCAUCAUGUGCCACGUUGUUCUCGCCUUCGACUUCGAGUCGCAGACCGAGAAGAACGGGUUCGUAGAGGUAUUUCGCAGCCAGAUAUCGUGGACGGCGAGCGCUGUAUCAAUUAACCCAAUCAUCAAUCUCAGCCCAUUACGGCCUUUCAUGCAUAGGUACUACACUCGAAAGAUGAACGCGUAUCUUGGCAAAGUUUUGGAUGAUCGAUUCGCCGACUCGAACCAUGAAUCAGGUAACUCUCGCCGCAAGCCAGCGAUCGACCUGGCACUCGACGAAUACACACAACAGCAAAAGGAAGAGAACGUUGCGAGAAGUGCACAGGGAAUCGACAAGGCCUUUAAGACAAAUGCCAGCGACCAGAUGAAGACAUUCAUCUUUGCCGGCCAUGACACCGCGUCGAGCACGACGGCCUACACUUACUUGCUCCUCGGCCAACACCCCGCAGAAUUAGCAAAAGCGCGUGCAGAGCUUGACAGCGUCUUUGGAACAGAUCCUAGCCAGACAGGAGAUCUGAUCAAGCAGAAUCCGAACCUAGUAAACGGCCUAACGUUUAUCACUGGCGUUGUCAGGGAAACAAUGAGGCUUUUCGCACCUGUGAUGACUGUACGUGAAGGGCAGGGCACGAUUACUUACGGAAAUGUCACGUAUGAUAUAGGCGGCUAUACGGUAUCCAUGGGAGUGCACUGCAUCCAUCAGAAUGAGAAGUACUUCCCCUGUCCCGAUGAGUUCAUACCUGAUCGAUGGGUCCCUGGCUCAGACAGCUUUCAGGAGAUACCGAAAGAUGGGUACAGACCUUUUGAGAAAGGUCCGAGGGAUUGUAUUUGCCAGCGGCUUGCGAUGUUGAAAAUGAGAAUUAUUCUCGCGUUGACGUUGAGGAACUUUGAUUUCGAGGAGGAUUAUGAGACGUGGGACAAGAAUUUAGGGAGGACGAGCCCCGGAAGUUUGUUGGAGGGGAGGAGAGGGAUGUUUGGCAAGUGAAAAUUCCUUCCUGGAACUUGGUGACGCUUUCUGAUAGGACACGUAGUUCAACGUGCAUACCAAUAGCUGAUUGCGAGUGCGAAACCUGCCGACGGAUUACCGGGGAGGUUUAUAAGAAGAAAACAAAAGAGACGCGUUUGAUGGAUGGCUUGCUAAGCUCAAGCAUCAACAAAUCCUUCUGGUUGCUGGCCCCCUUACUGAAAUGGAUGUGUUGAAACGUCUGGCAUGAUGUAAGGUACAUCCAGUAUCACGAACUCAGAAAUGAAUCAAAUAUGAAACCUUUUGGUAAGUAUAGACUCAGGGAUCUCAUUUCCCAUGUGAGACCAGGAAGUGGGCUCAAAUAAUU